GUUACACAUUUGUUAAAUUCAUCUAUAGGAAGUAUUCGAUUCGACUGGAUUUAUAAGCGAAUUUGUUGACUUGCGAGUCAAAACAAUUAAUUUUGAACGUCUUUACAUUCUUCCAGAUUACCCAAAUGAUAAUAUUAUUAAUUUUUAUGAACUAAAAGUACUUGUAUGUAAAUUUGAGCACAGAGUAUAAAAAUCGUAAAAUCUUUAAUUGAAUCGAAUAACUAUGAAACUGCAAAAACGUAUAUUAUGGAUAAUUAUCAUGACUCAUUGUGGAACUUACUAGGCGAGGCAUCGUUAAAAGGCUUAAAUUUGGAAAUUGCUGAACUAGCAUAUACAGUCUGCAAAAAUUAUCCGAAAAUCCAAUUUAUAAAAGAACUAAAAAAUAUUAAAGUAAAUAUAUAUUUGGUAUACAGGACGAACAAAUAGUAUUAGCAAAAGUAAUGACUUUGUUCAAAAAUUAUAAAGAGGCGGAAAAUAUUUAUCUUUCUAUAAAUCGGAAGGAUUUGGCAAUUAACCAAUGGAAACUGAUCGGAGAUUAUCUUAAAUUACAAAAUAUCUCGGACGAAACAUUUAAUAAGAAUAUGCCUGAAAUUAAUCACAUUGUUGGUAAUCAUUAUGCGGAUCAUCGUAAAUGGAAGGAGGCCAUUUAUUAUUUAGAAAUGGCAAAAGAUAACUCUCGGAUAAUCGAUUGUUAUUAUUCAAUUCAAGACUUUGAAGGUCUAAAAAAAUAUUCAAAUGAACUAUCCAAUGAUAAAAAUUCUCUUUUGAAGAUUGCAGAUAUAUUUCAAAAAAGUGGAAUGUAUUUGCAGUCGGUCGAAAUAUACCAAAAGCUCCAAGAUUUUGAUAAAGCCAUUUCUGUUUGCAUCAGUGGAAAUUUGUGGAAAUAUGCAUAUAAUUUAGCAAAACAAUCAAAUUUAGUGGAUAUUAAAUCGUUAUUAUCCAAGAACGUCAACUUUCUUGUAAAUUCUGGACAGUUGUUUGAAGCUAUAAGUUUAUGUAAAGAAGGGGGAAUUUAUCAAGAGGCUGUCAAAUUUGUCCUAGAUUUUACAGAAAAAUAUCGACAAAACUGUCGUUCAUUAACCACUAUUAAAAAACUUUAUGUUCUUGCUGGGUUCUUAUUCAAUGAACAAAAAUCGGUAAUUAAUUUUGAUAAAAAAAUUUCAAGGCUCGAAUUAUUGAAAGUUUGGAUGAAGAAAAUAGUAGGAUGGCAGGCAAUGAAGUAG
Octopus sinensis (East Asian common octopus) is the source of this 1223-nucleotide messenger RNA. Its product is annotated as WD repeat-containing protein 35-like. The record is from RefSeq and is a predicted model, not a curated record. Gene Ontology annotation, biological process: non-motile cilium assembly; intracellular protein transport; protein localization to cilium. Lineage: Eukaryota; Metazoa; Mollusca; Cephalopoda; Octopoda; Octopodidae. The transcript is spliced from 2 exons. Gene Ontology annotation, cellular component: non-motile cilium; intraciliary transport particle A. The coding region runs from base 441 to 1223 and encodes 260 amino acids.